Hypomesus transpacificus is the source of this 1203-nucleotide messenger RNA. RefSeq names its product pirin (gene pir). Lineage: Eukaryota; Metazoa; Chordata; Actinopteri; Osmeriformes; Osmeridae. Gene Ontology annotation, biological process: monocyte differentiation. Gene Ontology annotation, molecular function: quercetin 2,3-dioxygenase activity. Gene Ontology annotation, cellular component: nucleus. The record is from RefSeq and is a predicted model, not a curated record. The coding region runs from base 130 to 1005 and encodes 291 amino acids. The transcript has 10 exons.
GCCACGCCUUGAAACCCGAAACCAGGUGGAUGCUCUUACAGACUGCACAGCCACGACAGGUGCAUUGGCAACAACAAUAAGACUGUUUUUGAGUUUGAUCGUCAACCACAGCAAAUAGAUAAAGCUGUUAUGAUGCGAGUGAGGAGAGCAGAGCGGGCGGUGAAGAGCGUGGAACAGGCGGAGGGAGUCGGAGCCCGGGUCAGACGCAGCAUUGGGAGACAGGAACUGAGGAACCUGGACCCCUUCCUGAUGCUGGAUGAGUUCUGUGUCAGGAAGCCUGCAGGGUUUCCUGAUCAUCCUCACAGGGGCUUUGAGACGGUAACCUACCUUCUCCAAGGUGAGUCAGCUCAUGAGGACUUCUGUCGACACUCUGGACGGCUGAAGCCUGGAGACCUGCAGUGGAUGACGGCAGGCCGGGGUGUGGUCCAUGCUGAGAUGCCUGUGUCGGACGAGCCCCUCCACGGAUUGCAGCUGUGGGUCAACCUCCGGGGGCGGGACAAGAUGGUGGAGCCAGCCUAUCAGGAGCUUCGGAGCAGCGAGAUCCCCAGACCUUGCAGGGGCGGAGUCACGGUGGCCGUCAUCUCAGGAGAGGCUCUGGGGGCACAGUCCCCAGUGUACACCAGGACUCCCACCCUCUUCUUGGACUUCACACUGCUGGAAGGAGCUCAUCAUGUUCAGCCAGUCUCUCCAGGGUGGACCGCGUUCAUCUACUCCCUGUCUGGGGUCGUUCACGUGGGUCCUGAGGAGGAGCAGAGCAGGGUGGAGCCGCACCACACGGUGGUGCUUGGAGAGGGGGACUGUGUCAGAGUGGAGAACAAGACUCCGGAGGAGUGCCACUUUGUUCUGAUUGCUGGAGAGCCCAUCAAGGAGCCGGUCGUACAGCAGGGGCCGUUUGUGAUGACGUCAGAGGAGGAGAUCAGGCAGGCUAUCAGAGACUACCAGGAAAACACCAAUGGCUUCGAGAGGGCUAGGGGCUGGAGGUCAAAGAUCAGAGAGGCAGUCUGACUCUCACACGCGCCCCGUGGUGCUUACACUGCAUGUUUCCCCACGCAACAAUAUUUGCAAGUACGAUAUUUGCUUUGCUCGUCAUGUUUGAUGUGAUCCAUGUUACAUUUGUAUAUAUUCACUGAUCAACAUGCCACUGACAAUGUUACUGACAAUGAAAACCACGUUGCUGUAUUACAAAAUAAACUCUAAGUCUAA